CGUCGCGACUGAGUUUUGUUAUCAAAUAUUGUGUGUGGUCCAACUCCGUUCCAGAAAACGCGCCGUUUUGUUGUGAUGUGGAAAACGUGAUUUUAUCUGCAAUUUUCUAAGGAUGGGCGACAUAAGGGCUGGCCUCGAGGAAUUAAAACUCGACGGAGCCCUAUUCGCCGAUGUUAAAUACUACGUCAGCGGCGAAGGUGAUCCCAAGAUUUUAAAUUUACUUCAAGAAGGAGGUGCAGAAAGAUCAAAUUAUUUUAGUGAUUUUGUUACACAUUUAAUAGCAGGCUAUGAUGCGCUGGAAAAUGAUAUAUCUGCUGCAAAGGAUAUCUAUGAGAUACCAGCAGUUACACAGAACUGGAUUUUAUAUUCUGUCAAAUGCAAUAAACUCCUGCCGCCCCACUAUUUUUCUCCUGAAGAUACACAGUUAUUUUCGAAUGUACGUGCAUGUGUAUCUCAGGUAAGCCGUGCAGACAGUAAAAGUCUGUGGGCCAUGAUCACGCUCCAAGGUGGUAAAUGUCAAUUACGUUUAGAUCGAUAUUGUACCCAUUUAAUUACUGGAAAGGCUGCCGGAUUAAAAUAUGAAACUGCAAUGAGACAUCCUAUUCAGAUUGUAACUCCAGAUUGGGUAACAGAAUGUUCUAAAAAAGGAACUAUUAUAAGUGAAGUAGAAUACCAUCCACGACUUUUAAUAUAUCCAAAUAGUUCUACGGCCAUGAUUACUGGUUUUAUGGAUGAAGAUACUGAAAACAGUACCAUGCAAGAAGAACAAGAUAGAACUAAAGCUGUGUUGGAACAACUUAAACAACGGAUGCCUUGGAACCAACCAAGUCCUCCAGUAUCUUCUAAUACUCAGCAUAGCAUAAAUACAGCUAAUGCAACUGUAACCACAAUCCCUUAUACAACAAAUGGGCAAAAUAAUAUUAAUCCACAGCAACAACAUCUUCCACGAUCAAUUCCUACCACGAGUUUAUCUAAUGCUUCCACAAUUGUGUCUUCUGUUUCCGAGCAAAAUGUUACACAAACCAAUUGGUUACCACAAGCUUCGCAACAAAAUAAUGUAGCUCAAAUGAAAUCUGUACCACAAAUACAGCAACCAGAAUUAUCUCCGCAACAGCAGCAACAACAGCAACAAAUGAAUAUGCAACAUACAUUAUUACAACAACAACAAUUAAAUCAACAGCAGCAAUUGUCUCAACAACUUACACAACAUCAGCAAAUGCAACAACAGCAAUAUACGCAGCAGCAGCUUUUAAAUCAACAACAAUCUCCACAGUUAACAUCUCAACAACAAUUAAUAGGAACGCAGCAGCAACCACUUGCACAACAGCAAUUGCUGCCACAACUGCCCCAACAACAAAUAAAUUCACAACUACCUCAGCAUCAGAUAUCAUCACCUCAGCAAUUAUUAACCCAACAACAAAAACAGCUAACCCAACAUCAAAUUCUUUCGCAACAACAAAUGAGCCAACAGCAGCAGCAUUUAUCGCAACAGCAACAAAUUACUUCUCAACAACAAAUGGUCCAACAACAACAAGUACAAUUAACAUCUCAACAGCAACAACAAAUAGUUUUGCAACAACAGCAACAAAUUCCCACUCAGCAACCACAAAUAGGAACACCACAGCAUCAGUUGAACCAGCAACAAGCCCCUCCACAACAACUUACAUCUGAACAACGACAACUUAUACUAUUGCAACAGCAGCAGCAGCAGCAACAGCAGCAACAAAAAAUUCAACAAAUUUCUCAACAGUUGCAACAGUCUGCUCCUCAAAGCUCACAGCAGUUCGUCAUAAGAGACGGUCAAUUACAACAACAACCUCAAAAUCAACAGAUAAUGGGUCCCAAUCAGCAAGGUUUUAUUGUACAAAGAGAUUCUCAAUGGCAACAGCAACAAUAUCAUUUACAACUGCAAAGGCAGCAACAACAACAAAUUGGUCCUCAAAGACCAAGUGGACAAUGGGCUCAGCAACCACCACAACCAUCAAGGCAAUUAAUUCAACUGGAUGCUCAAACACAUCAACAAUUGCAGCAAAUGGAUCCACAGCAAAGGGCUCAGUUUAUUCAAAAAAUCCAGAAACAAAGAAAUUUAUUACUGCAAAGGCAAAUGCAGAAUCGACAAGCUCAACAGGGUGCACAUAUUGCUGUCAUAAGGAGCCCUGGAAAGCCAGUUCAGCCUGGCGGUUUAUGGAUCCAGCAGCCGCGUCCUCAAAUGAUAGGACCGCAGCUUGCGCAAACGCCUGGACAGAAACCGGUUCACACCGGGGUUCAACCACCAGCAUUAACACCAAUUAAUUCUUCCAAUCAGGUGAUCGUACAAGCCGGUCAAAAUGUACAAGGUCCACAAACCGGUCAACCUGGUCAAACGUUCCCACAGGGUCAACCUUUGACUCCUCAACACAUAGCGCAAUUACAUAUGCAAAAGCAACAACAAAUGGCAAGGUUGCAGCAACUGCAACAUCUACAGCAGCAGCAGCAGCAACAGCAACAACAACAACAGCAGCAGCAACAGCAACAACAGCAGCAACAGCAACCAGGUACACAACAGGAGCCUCCCUUGACCUCGUUGCCGAAUAAUGCUCAGAUACCACCGGACCAACAGCUGGUUGUUAAUGCAAAGACGAAAACCGCUCUGGCGAACAUGCUAACGAAUAGAUUACAAGGUAGUGCUGCCGAAGGUAGUGCAGCUGGUCAAUUGAGAUUAAUGACUGCGCAACACAGACCACCGCCACCGCCGUCUCAGGACCCACAACUCCUAGCGGCGUACCAGCGGAGAACCGUUGGGAAUAUCACAAACGGAGCGCCGCCCGGCGCACCGAUAAAGAUGCAAUACGCUCCGGUGAUGCCUCAAGCGAAAGCUCAGUUCUAUGGUCACAAUCCAAAUCUGAAACUGCCACCAGAUCUAUUUUUGCUAGGUUGUAUCUUUGUUAUCGUCGAGUACGACGUGCAACGUCCAAACGAUGUUUCCAUAUGGAAACAAGUGAUCGAGAGACACGGUGGAGAGGUGGAACCGCAAUAUUGCACCCGUGCCACCCACGUACUUGCGAUCACGCAGAAACAUCCAACGGUGGUGCAAGCGCUACGCGAAGGGAAACGUUGCGUCAGUGCACAUUGGCUAUCGGAUGUAGUCAGUAAACAGCAGGUAGUACCACCUUGGCACGCACUGCAUUUUCCAACGUCAUUCAGCUUGACAGAGCUUCCGUGCGCAAAACAGAUCGUAUCAUUGUCUGGAUUUGAAGGAGAGGAACGCGCGAAAGUGAAGUAUAUGCUGGAAGCGUUGGGAGCUAAAGUUACCAAUUACUUCACCAGGCACAACACUCUCCUCGUUUGCAGAAGACCGGACGGUCAAAAGUAUAAGAAGGCUCGAGAAUGGCAAACAGGAGUGGUAAAUGCUCAAUGGUUAACGGAUUUACUAUGCGGGCAAAUGAACGCGCUCCAUCAAACCGAAAAUCCAAAAUAUCAACAAUACAGCCUGAGCAAUCCCUUUAGAUUGGAUUAUUCGCUAGUGCCUCAUCUAAUGGCUGCAUGGAAAAUGCCAAUAAACAUAACUCAGGAAUCAUACGAUAAAGUAAAGCAAGUUGGUCAGGGUCCAAAUUCGAUAAGAAAGUAUAAGAAGCCGCGAUUAGACGGCCCAUUAUUGAAUAAAGACCCACAUUUGUUGGGCUUGGACGAACCAAUAGUCGUUAGUAAUCCUGAUCCUCCGCCUCCGGAUAAACAGCCGAGAAUAUUAUUCUCCGGUAUUAAUCCUAGGAAGCAUGCAAAGAGAAUUCGGGAAUUAGGUGGUGCACUGGCAGCCAGUUGGCGAGACGCAACUCAUCUCGUGAUGUCAGCACCGAUAAGAACUGUAAAAUUGUUAUGUUGCUUAUCACGUUGUAAAUAUAUUGUCACGUUACAGUGGUUACUCGAUUGUUCUGUGAGGAACACGUUUUUAGAUGAAAAUGGAUACAUACUUGGGGAUCCAGAAUUUGAGAAGAAUUUUAAUUGUAAUAUUGAAAAGGCUCUGGCAAGCCCUAAUCGGGGGACAGUACUUAAGGGUAAAAUAUUUUAUGUUACACCAAGUGUGAUACCAUCGCCACCAGCGAUCGCAGAAAUAAUCGAAAGCGCGGGUGGAACGAUGGAAAAAACACGGAGAUCUCUGGCACAGAUCCAAGAAAUGAAUAGUAAUAAAUUAAAUUAUAUCAUCGUCACUCAUGAAAACGAUCUUCAUCUUCUCUCAGACGUUUUACGUGCAAAUAUCAGUGUGUUCAGUGCAGAAAUCGUAUUAGGAGCAGUUGCACGACAAUACUUCCAAACUGAACAAAUCUAAAUAUAGUGCAG
Molecule: messenger RNA, 4314 nt
Organism: Eufriesea mexicana
Lineage: Eukaryota; Metazoa; Arthropoda; Insecta; Hymenoptera; Apidae
Gene: Ptip
Product: PAX transcription activation domain interacting protein
Exons: 9
Coding region: 113-4303 (1396 amino acids)
Cellular component (GO): MLL3/4 complex
Source: RefSeq, a predicted model, not a curated record